Molecule: messenger RNA, 2298 nt
Organism: Pseudogymnoascus destructans
Lineage: Eukaryota; Fungi; Ascomycota; Leotiomycetes; Thelebolales; Thelebolaceae
Exons: 4
Coding region: 80-1528 (482 amino acids)
Biological process (GO): L-glutamate catabolic process
Cellular component (GO): cytosol
Molecular function (GO): pyridoxal phosphate binding; glutamate decarboxylase activity
Source: RefSeq, a predicted model, not a curated record
CAAGCAACUCGGCGAGCGCCUAGCUAAAGCCGUGCUGACCGGCCGCGAGCAGAGCGGCCAGCAGGCCGGUGAACAGUUUAUGACGUCUGUGUAUGCGAGUCGGUAUGCGGCGGAGGAUUUGCCUAAGCAUGAGAUGCCGGAGGGGGGUAUGCCGAAGGAGGUCGCGUAUCGGAUGAUUAAGGAUGAGACGAGCUUGGAUGGGAAUCCGAUGUUGAACUUGGCCAGUUUUGUGACGACUUUCAUGGAAAAAGAAGUCGAGGACCUCAUGACCGAGUCCCUCGCCAAGAACUUCAUCGACUACGAAGAGUACCCCCGCACAGCCGAGAUCCAGAACCGUUGCGUAUCCAUGAUCGGUCGCCUCUUCAAUGCCCCCGUCCAUAGCGACGCAGCUUCAAUCGGUACCUCGACCGUCGGGUCCUCCGAGGCCGUCAUGCUGGCCACGCUAGCCAUGAAGAAGCGCUGGCAGAACAAGCGCAAGGCGGAGGGGAAGCCGUUCGACAAGCCCAACAUGAUUAUGUCUUCGGCCGUGCAGGUCGUCUGGGAGAAGGCCAUGCGCUACUUCGAGGUCGAGGAGAAGUACGUGUACUGCACCAAGGAGAGAUACGUCCUUGACCCCAAGGAGACUGUUGACUUGGUCGACGAGAACACCAUCGGAAUCUGCGUCAUCCUAGGCACCACCUACACCGGUCAAUACGAAGACGCCAAAGCAAUCAACGACCUCCUCGACGAGCGCGGCCUCGACACCCCCAUCAACAUCGAUGCCGCCUCCGGCGGCUUCGUCGCGCCCUUCGUCGUCCCCGAGCUGGAAUGGGACUUCCGCCUCUCCCACGUCGUCAGCAUCAACGUCUCCGGCCACAAGUACGGCCUCGUCUACCCCGGCGUCGGCUGGGUCAUCUGGCGCGACCCCGAGUUCCUCCCCAAGGAACUCGUCUUCAACGUCAACUACCUCGGCGCCGACCAGGCCUCCUUCACCCUCAACUUCUCCAAGGGCGCCUCCCAGAUCAUCGGCCAGUACUACCAGCUCAUCCGCCUCGGCAAGAAUGGGUACCGCGCCAUCAUGCUCAACCUCACCCGCACUGCGGACCUGCUCGCUGCCGCGCUCAAGGAUAUGGGAUUCCUGAUCAUGAGUGAUGGCGAGGGCCGGGGGCUGCCGCUCGUGGCGUUCCGUCUUGACUCUGCCAAGGAAAAGAGGUACGAUGAGUUUGCGAUUGCGCAUCAGUUGCGGGAGCGGGGAUGGAUCGUGCCGGCGUAUACGAUGGCGCCGCAUACGGAUGAGAUGAAGAUGCUGCGUGUGGUUAUUAGGGAGGACUUUAGCAGGAGCAGGUGCGAGCAGUUGAUCUGUGAUAUGAGGCUUAGUCUUGGGCUGUUGGAUGAGAUGGAUAAGAGGAUGCUGAAGGAGUACACGGAUUAUAUUGGUCGCCAGAGGGCGCAUGCUCAGAAGCUGGAGGGGCAGUCGCAGCAUGAUGUGUAUAAGGGCGAGGAGCAUAGUUUGCAGGGAACGACGGGGAAGACGCAUGGAAUUUGUUAGAUGGUGGGUGGGAUGAGCUGCUAGAUAUUCGAAGAAGUUAGCUGGGUCUAGAAAGAAUGAAUGAAGGAACGGAUAGUUCAUGUCAGUGUUUAGUUUUACCUUGCUGCCUCCGGUUGCCGAGUGACCAGGCGAGACCGCAUCGUUGGGAUAGUGUAGAGCUCCAUCCUAUUCACCACUCACCACCCUAUCCCAGACACUCGCACAUGACUACAACACCAAGCGAAGCAACCCCAACCUUUAUAAACAAACUUAAGACCUCUUCAAAUCAAGCGGCACAGUGGCGCAGUGGAAGUACCACUGUCUGGACAAUCUGGCCAGCGGAGGAAGGGGUGGUUAUGGAUUCGAGUCCCGGCGAGGAAAGGAAAGAAAGAAAGAGUUUGGAGACGAUCAACUCAAAUCAACUCAAAUCGACACAACAUCACACCAAAAAGUAAAAUCAACUGAUUUUCUCCUCAUCAGAUCUUAAGACGCCGAGAUCUGAUAGGUCUUUUGCAUUUUUGAUUGAUUGAUUGAUUUCCUUUUUGCUGUAGUUAUGGAGGGGCCUGUUCUUUAUAUCGGAGUGCAAGCGUAAGGACUCGAAGUGUGCUUUGAGAACGUAUAUUGUGCUAUUCACUACACUUCUCUCCAAACUCCAUGCAAACCAAACCCCAAGCUCCUCCCACUUCUCCUUUUCAACCACAUACACAAUCUCCGCCACCAACCCCCUACCCUCCAUCAUCACAUCCUCUACCUUCUCCUCCACCUCUCAUCCCCUUAUUCGCCUUCAUCGU